Chelonia mydas (Green sea turtle) is the source of this 4577-nucleotide messenger RNA. It is a transcript of the gene ATRIP, whose product is annotated as ATR interacting protein. Gene Ontology annotation, biological process: DNA damage checkpoint signaling; DNA repair. Lineage: Eukaryota; Metazoa; Chordata; Testudines; Cheloniidae. The transcript has 14 exons. The record is from RefSeq and is a predicted model, not a curated record. The coding region runs from base 1353 to 3899 and encodes 848 amino acids.
AGGUUAUUUACUUAAAAAUACUCCUGUCUAUAGUGGUGGGCUUGUGGUUUUUGGGGGGAGGAGUGGUACUUUUGAAUGUCCCAAACAGAAUGAGGUUUCUAACAUUUCCUUUGGGAGAACCAAUUUCAUAGUUUUAUAGAAAUAUUUUUGAUACUCAGACUAAUUUUGUACUACUUUAUUUAAUGAGACACUGGAGAAUGACUUAGGCCCCUAGCUUUUAGAAACCUUUUAAAGAACAUCUGAUGAUUAUGGCUUGUCUACAGUUAAAAUGCUGCACUGCUGUAGUGUUUCAGUGAAGACACUAUUUGCAUCAACUGGAGGGCUUUUCCUGUUGACAUACGUACUCUGCUUCCUUGAGAGGUAGUAACAAGGUUGACAGGAGACUUAAUCCCUUGACCUAAUGCGGUCUACACCAUGGGUUAGGUUGGUUUAACCGUGUCACUCAGGUUUGUGGAUUUUUCACACCUCUGUGCGAUGUAGUUAUACUGACCUAAUUUCCUACUGUAGAUCAGGCCUUAGAGUUAAAUGUUGCUUUCUAAAACAGAUCGUGGCAGGACUGGCAGAAGUCUGUACCACUUGAUGUAUGUCAUAUAUGGGUACUUUGAUGCUAAGGGGACAACUAUCAAGAAACUAAAUAUCUUUAGUGUGUUCUAAACUUUAAAAUCAGAGUAAUCUCCAGAUAGUAUUUUACUAUGCAUAUGUCAGAAAGCUGCUUUUCUAAUUGGGGGAAUUAAAAUAAAACUGUAAUGGUGUUAUCAGGCAUUCUUUUGUUCAAAAUGUUAGCUGAUCCUAUGUAUCAGCUAGUCAAAUUUGACACGAGAUUGCUUUAGAAUCUAAUGCCACUUCAAAAAAUAUGUUGCUGUGACAGUUUUAUGUUCUUGUUUAGCUGAUACAGAGACUCUAAAAAUAAGACCAUGUUGUGUCUUGCUCUUGGAAAACAUGAAGAGCAGAAUUUCAAGGUCAUGCAGCCUUCUGUAGGAAGAAAGAACAGGGGCAUGUCUCCUCCUUUUUCUGGCCUCCUCCAGAGCUGUUUUUCAAAGGGUGGUUGGCCCUUUUGAUUCAUGGAUAGUUUCCUCUUGGUUAAAUUUCCAUGGUGUUAAGUAAUAUUCUGUAGAAUGACAUUAUUCUUAUGGAUGUAAACAAAACUACAGUUGUUUCUUUUGUUCAUUUCUGAUGGCGUGAAAAACAUAUGUUUCUAGGUUGCUCUACCUUAAAUGAUCCAAAAUCGCUUUCUAAAUGGAUGGGAAGCUCUGGAGUUUGCAACAUCGCUUCAUCUUUUCCAGUCAGUUAGUGAUGGACUGUGCUGAAGACUCUUGAACCCAGAUCACUGUGUGGGUAAAUAUUUAUACAGAAUGUCGGUGAACUCAUUAUUUGGGAAUAAGAAGAGAAAUAGCUCCAUAUUAUAUGGUGUGGAUCAGGCACAGAUUAUGGCUUCGUCUUCUGUUUAUCGAGAAUCCACUAGUCGAGGAUCUGUCGGGAACCACGGAGAUGGCUUUCCCCCAAACAAGCGUUACAAAAGCUUUGAGUCAAAGUCCAAACAAACAGAAGAUCCUUUUGGAGACAAUGAUGACUUCACAGCUGAUGACUUGGAAGAAAUAGAUAUAAUUGCCUCACAGGCUUUAUCACAAGUUCUAGACUCAAAUACUCAUUCUAGAACAACACACAUCCAGAAACCCGAGCAGAAUGCUAGACCAUCCUUAACCCCAAACAACACCAAUCAAAAGUCUUUGAAUAUUGAACAAUGGAGUGUUGCCUCUAGUGCAGAAAAAGAUAUGAAAGACCAGUUCGGAAAUGGCACUGAAGAUAUUGGAAUUAAAGACACAUUUGGAUUUGAAGUACUGCAAACACAACAUGAAGAAGUUAAGCAAAAGCUGAAAGAAAUACAGGAUGAAAUCCUUAUUAAAAAUGGAGAAAUUAAAAUUUUGCGGGACUCAAUGCUGCAGAUGGAAUGCACUUUGGAGGAACAGAGAAGAUCAUACAUGCUAUUGGAAAAGGAAAAAGAUCAGACACUAAGUGAAAAAGAAAAGGAGUUCUCCAAAAAGUUACAGUCAUUGCAGUCAGAGUUGCAGUUUAAAGAUGCUGAAAUGAAUGAAUUGAGAGCAAAACUUCAGAACUGUGAAAGAACUAAGCCUGUUACUCCGUCAGUUACAAAUGACAGCCCUAAGAAGAGUCCCUCCAGAAUUGUAAAAUUGGAAGGAUGUUCUCUUCAGACUGGAAAAAAAUCUUUUCCUACAAAAGAGACUUUCAGCGCUGACAUGUCCCUUAAAGUAUCCUGUUCUGCAGCAAAUUUGCCUGCUGAGACUUCUUUGAACAAGGAGGACAGUAAGACCCCGUGUCCUGAAACUGAACUUGUGACGCAAGAAGUGAUGGAGAGAAAUGUGACUUACAGUUUUGUUCAAAGACAAAACACCCAAGGUUCUGUGUUACUAAAUGCACUGAUGAAACAGCCUAUUGCCCCUGGGUCAUUACUAGGACUCUGUCAUCUUCUUAGCAGCAACUCUGAAGUGCUAUCUGGAUCUAUCUUGCAGCCUAACUUUUUCAACACAGGAUCUACAGGAAUAUCCAGCAUCAGGACAACUUAUUCUCAGGAUGGAACUCCUUCUUCUCUUGCUGCUUUAAGAGAAGCUCAAAAACUUGCAAUAAUGGGAUUGAACUUGAUUGCUAUGGAUGAAGGAUCAUCCGAGGGAGACCUGGCAGAAAGUGAGAGUGGACUGUUCCUUCUUAAACGCUUUAAGAUCCCAGGUGCAGUGCAUCUUCUACCUCUAGUGGAAUACCAUAUCAGUGCAUACUGUCAAGCUCUGCAGUUGUCUUCAAAGUCAAGAAACAGUCCUGAAAAUCAAUCAGUUAGUUCUUCUAGAACUAACUCAAGUAUAAUAUCAAGUACCGAGGAUUUUAGAUCUACUCUGCAAGAGACUACAAUUACAUCUCUAGGUGUUCUUUAUUACUUGGUAUAUUACAGCUGGGAUGUUGUUUAUACAUUACUAUCUUCUGAAGUGAAAAGAGUGUCUGAGAUGGAGAAGAACAUGGUGUGCAAUAAUCAAUCUGAUGAUAAAAAAGAAAAUUCCAGACCACAAGGCCAAACUGGAGAACUACAAGAUGCUGCUAAUAAUGACCAAUCCCAACAUUCUUUGUUCAAAAAACUGCUUCAGCUGUUAACUUUGUCUUCUACAGCAACAGGUUCCCAGACAGACAAUAUCAUGAAUCAAAGCCUAAAGGUUUUGGUGAAACUAGCUGAGAAUUCAACAGUUGAGUUACUAAUAAGUUUUUGGCACUUGCUAACUAGCCAGAUGCUGCUUCGCUGUGUGUGUCCUGAGACCCCUUUGUCUGCUGUCCAUCUGACUGUGCGGCUGUUGGCCAUGCUUAUUCAUCACAAGAAGCUAGCUGCUCAACUUUGUUGUCAUUCAGAAACCUGUCUUCUUCUUGCACUGUACAUGUAUAUUACUUCAAGACCAGAUAAAUCUGCAUCUGAAAUGCUUUGGCUUCAGCUGGAACAAGAGACUGUUAGAUUCCUGACUAAGUGUGUGUGCUGCUCCAGUCCAUCAAUUUUACUACUUGGUACAGAUUGCCAGUGCAGCCUCGAGGUAGUCAAGGCGCUCAUUAUAAUGUUGCAUAGACAAUGGGUGAAGGUUAGAAGAUCUGAGAGCAACUUGAGUGCGUAUAGAGAACGAAUUAUUCAGUUUUUACGGGACACUGUUUUGCUCUUACAUAGUCUAUCUCAAAAAGAUAAACUGUUUCAUGAACAUUGCCUGGAAGUUCUCCAUCAAUAUGAUGAAGCCAUGCCUGGUGUCAGAGCCAUCCUCAAAAAAACUCCAAAUUUGAAGGCCUCUGAAGAGCUGGCUUUGGAUGAGUUGUAUCCUCCUGAGCCAGAAGUAGAUGAUCAAGAAAUGGACUGCAGCUAGUAAUUCAGCAAUAAUCCACCCCCAUCUGAAUUCUUGUUACUUACUUUGUUACCAAUAUACAUGUGUGAAAUAUAACCUGUGUGUGGUAAACUUUUAAAUUAAUGGUGUGCUAAAGAUUAAUUACUGUCACUUAAGUGUAGCAUGACUCAAAUAUAAAAGUUUGAAGUUUUUUUGACUAUUUUACUUAAUUGCCAGCUAAAUUUAGCAUAAUGUAUUUUGAUAUCAAAAAUCUUUUUGAUACUAAGAAGAGAAUUAAACUUAAAUCUUGUUUUAUUAUGUAUUUUUGCAGUGUGAAAAUACUUAACUUAUAAGAGACAUGGAACUAAACUUGGCACAAACAUGCUGUGAAUGAAGUGAAAACUUCAAACUGUCACAACACUUUCCAAUUAAGUGUAAUUAAGUCUUUAUGGUGUUGAAUGUACUGAGUCUCAAGAUCAUUGUAACUUUACCACGCAAGACUUUUUUUUUUUUUAAAAGUGUGUUUUUUUUCAUAUGCUAUUUUUAUUCAGUGUUUUGUCUAAAUGACUGCAUUUUGUGUUUGACAGACUUCAAGAAUUUGCUCAUUCUGAUAAUGGUAGUGACUUUAGUACUCUGAUUUUAAAAUAUAUGUAUUGUAUUUACAUAGUUGACAACUUUUGCCUUGAAAAAAGGGUAUUAAAACCUACUGUGUCCCUGCAA